AGGAAGAAUGGAUAGAGGUGGAAGACGAACAAGAAGACCAAGCAGAGGAAGAGAAAGAAAAUGCAGAGGAAACCAUAGCUGAAGACAUGUAUAGACAUCCUGAACAAGAAGAGCAAGCUAAAGAACCAGAAGAAGGAGAAUCAAAACCCAGGCCAAAGCUCUUCAUGCCAAAUCUGGUGCCACCAAAGAUCCCUGAUGGGGAGAGAGUAGAUUUUGAUGACAUUCAUCGAAAGAGAAUGGAGAAAGAUCUGAAUGAGCUGCAAACCCUGAUUGAGGCUCAUUUUGAGAACAGGAAGAAGGAGGAGGAAGAGCUGAUAUUCCUCAAGGACAGAAUUGAGCAGCGGCGAGCAGAACGAGCUGAGCAACAACGGAUCCGUAGUGAGCGAGAGAAGGAACGCCAGGCCCGCUUGGCUGAAGAGAAAGCUCGGAAAGAGGAGGAGGAAGCUAGGAAGAGGGCUGAAGAGGAUGCCAGGAAAAAGAAGGCAUUCUCCAACAUGCUUCAUUUUGGAGGCUACCUACAGAAGACAGAGAAGAAAAGUGGGAAAAAACAAACGGAGCGGGAAAAGAAGAAAAAGAUCCUCACCGAGCGUCGGAAACCUCUGAAUAUUGAUCACUUGAAUGAAGACAAAUUGAGGGAAAAAGCCAAGGAACUGUGGCAGAGUAUCCAUGACCUGGAAGCUGAGAAAUUUGACUUACAGGAAAAGUUCAAGAAGCAGAAAUAUGAGAUUAAUGUUCUACGGAACCGCAUUAGUGAUCAUCAAAAGGUUUCAAAGGCUGCCCGUGGAAAGCCUGUGGUUGGUGGACGAUGGAAGUGAGAAGUCUUUCAUGCCUAGCCUGUGGAGAAGGCAGAAGAGCAUCUCCGUGCUUGGGCCAGCUCUUGAUUCAACAACCUGGUCCACGUGGUCCAAAGGAAAACACUGACUGUUCUAGAUUAUUCAGAUCAAGCCACCUUUCAAAGGCCUCACUUCAUAGAAUGACUGUGUGCAGCACUGUCACACAUGGAGCAAACACACUGCUGUGUGGAGUUUACUGUGUCACCAAAGUUAAGAAUACUGUGUCUGUAAAUAAAGCAAAUCAUGCAGCAA
Elgaria multicarinata webbii is the source of this 1085-nucleotide messenger RNA. RefSeq names its product troponin T2, cardiac type (gene TNNT2). Gene Ontology annotation, molecular function: troponin I binding; troponin C binding; tropomyosin binding. Gene Ontology annotation, biological process: cardiac muscle contraction; regulation of muscle contraction; sarcomere organization. The transcript has 12 exons. NCBI's taxonomy places the organism in Eukaryota, Metazoa, Chordata, Lepidosauria, Squamata, Anguidae. Bases 87 to 815 code for a protein of 242 amino acids. Gene Ontology annotation, cellular component: troponin complex. The record is from RefSeq and is a predicted model, not a curated record.